AUGGUUUGCAACUGGAGAGCGGAGGCGGAGCGACUGCCGUGCGAUGGGGAACGAGGGCGUUUCUAUUAUGAAGCAAGCUGCAGUACGCCGAAGCCGCUGGAGGUGGGGGAGGAGGAGGGGAGAGACGCAGGAUUACCGAAGCCGCUGCAGGUGGGAGAAGACAAAGGAGGAUUUGAGGAACCCCCCGCCGCGCUCGCCGCCCCCGCCGCCGCCGCCGCCGCCGCUGAGGGGAGAGACAAAGCCUAUGAAGAGAAAGAAGAUGUUCCAGUAGUUACAUUGGAAUUGGGUGGAGGUUUGAAUGCCAGUUCAAUAAAGGAAGGCGUGGAUGUAUAUUUUGAAUGCAACAUCAAAUCCAAUCCGUGGGUCUACAAAGUCUGCUGGAAGCAUAACGGACGUGACCUGAUGAACAACGCGUCAGCUGGUAUAUUUGUGAGCAACCAGAGCCUUGUUCUACAGGGAGUACAGAAAGAGUCGGCUGGUCUGUACACGUGCGUUGCUAGCAACCAGGAGGGAGAUGGAGAAAGCAACCCUCUUCUUCUCUCUAUCAGAUACGCUCCCGUAUGCCGUGACUCCGCCCCGCGAAUAAUAGGGGCCGCCAAGGGGGAACCCGUCAAAAUCCCAUGCGAGGUGGAAGCCAACCCCGACACAGGCCUUCACUUCCGCUGGCAGCUGAACACAUCAGCUGGUCAGCUGGUCGACCUCAGUCCAGCCUCCUACAGCGUCGCAGACAGGCUGCGCAGUGUUGCACUUUUCACUCCUGCGUUGGAACACGAUUUCAGCAGUCAGCUGAUUUGUGCGGCUAGCAACGCCGCCGGCGAACAGCGGCAACCUUGCAUUUUCCAACUCACUCCGGCAGGCAAACCAGACCAGCCAACCAACUGUUCGAUCGUGAACCAGACAGCUGAUGCACUACGCAUCGAAUGCAUGGAGGGCUUUGACGGCGGGCUGACUCAGCAGUUUGUGAUGGAGGUGUACGAUGCGCAGACGCAGAUGCUGGUUGGCAACGUGACGUCAUCGACCGCCCACUUCACCAUCGCCCAGCUGCACUCUGGCAUUGGCUUUGACAUUCUGCUCUAUGCGGCCAAUGGCAAGGGUAUCAGUCGGCCCACAACGCUGCAUGCCUACACGCUCAAAUCAGCUGAGAGGAGGACCGCCGAGACCCCGAUCAUCCCGCACCUGACACCUCUGCUAGGCGCUCUGAUAGGCGUGGUGGUGUCGCUGGUCCUGGUGCUGCUAGCUGUGCUCCUAGCUCUGCGACUGAGAGGCCGGUCGCACUUCGAGGACAAAACCAACGAAGCUGUCAAGGGAUCCAGUGAGAGUGCAGACAGUCUCGACAAGAAUCCUGAUAUCAUACCUCAGAACGAUGAUUACCAAGAUGCUGAUGAGAGAGCAUUUGAAAAACUAAACAGCCGGCCAUACGUGGCUCAUAUUAGUGCCGACAAACCAAGGGGCGAAGUGACCUACGCAGAACUCUCACUCCCGAGCUCAGUCUACUCGACACUGAUUAGACAAAAGCAGCAGCAGCAUCAUCAGCAGUUGCCGCCCCCCUGCCAAGGGGUGGGGGUUGGGGUGCCUGGACAGGGGGUGCACCUAGGGGGGCUGCAGGGGCAGGGGGGACCGCCCCCCGGCAUCAGUUGUCUACUCGCAGAUAGAUCCGUCCUCACUCACUGUUGAAACGCCACUAAUCUCGCAUACGCGCGAAUCAGCUACUGCAAUUGGUGACGCCCAACCGCCAGCUCUGCCAGUCACUGCCACCCGUUUCUGACAAUCAGACCGACCGUGGAUGACAACCGACAUUCUAUAAAAUCAUCAACCAAA
Molecule: messenger RNA, 1818 nt
Organism: Nilaparvata lugens (brown planthopper)
Lineage: Eukaryota; Metazoa; Arthropoda; Insecta; Hemiptera; Delphacidae
Product: nephrin
Exons: 10
Coding region: 1-1674 (557 amino acids)
Molecular function (GO): protein binding
Source: RefSeq, a predicted model, not a curated record